Molecule: messenger RNA, 1897 nt
Organism: Cygnus atratus (black swan)
Lineage: Eukaryota; Metazoa; Chordata; Aves; Anseriformes; Anatidae
Gene: UROS
Product: uroporphyrinogen III synthase
Exons: 13
Coding region: 329-1258 (309 amino acids)
Biological process (GO): uroporphyrinogen III biosynthetic process
Molecular function (GO): uroporphyrinogen-III synthase activity
Source: RefSeq, a predicted model, not a curated record
GGGCGGUGUGGCCAUGGCGGGGCGGCGCAGGCGCUGCGGGGCCGGAAGGCGGCGGGCGGUGCUCGGGCCGGGACGGGGCUGGGUGAGCUCAUGUUCUGUGUAGGACUUUGGGUCUAGCUCGUGGAGAAGUAUGGGUGCUGAUGAAGCUGUCUGAAGAGGACUGGGCUGCUGCCAACCAGAAGCACAAGGCCUGAGGUGCGUCUGUCCCUCUGUGAGAUCUGGUCAGCCUUCUCUCCUGCCUGCCUGUUAAGACAUCAUUUUACCUGGAUUCACAUCGAUGUGAGCGGUGUUGGGGCACAGCUGGGUAUUUCAGAACUGCGAAGCCUAAAUGGUUCCCAUCGUGCCAAUUUUGAGUACUGGAAGUCUUGUAGAAAUGGGCACUUCCAUGUCUAAUAGUAAGAAUUCUUUUGCAAUUAUUUGGCAAACAAUGAAGGUUCUGUUACUGAAGGACCCCAAAGACAAAGAUUCAGGACCAGAUCCGUAUAUUAAAGAAUUAGGAUUAUAUGGACUUGAAGCAACUUUGAUUCCAGUUUUGUCAUUUGAAUUUGUAUCUCUUGAAAGCCUAUUUGAAAAGCUCUCACAUCCAGAAUCUUAUGGGGGCCUAGUUUUUACCAGUCCAAGAGCAUUAGAAGCCAUCAAGAUCUGUUUGAAAGAGAAUAGUAAAAGUGAAGCCUGGUCAAAAUCUCUUAGACAAAGAUGGAAUAUCAAACCAGCGUACGUGGUAGGAAAAGCUACAGCUUCUCUAGUGGAAGAAAUUGGCCUUUCCCCACAAGGAGAAAAGACUGGAAAUGCUGAAAAAUUAGCUGAAUAUAUUUGCUCAAGAGAGAAACCUAAUUCAUCAUGCCUGCUUUUUCCUUGUGGAGCCCUAAAAAGAGAAGUACUUCCUACAGCACUUAAAGAAAAAGGCAUACCUCUGGAAAGCCUUACUGUAUAUCAAACAACGCAACACACCAAUCUCCAGGAAUCAUUGAGCAGUUAUUUCUCACAACAGGGAAUCCCGGCAAGUGUUGUGUUCUUCAGUCCAUCUGGUGUCAAGUUUUGCCUCCAGCACAUUCAGAAGCUAUCUGGGGAUUUUAUCAACCAUGUGAAGUUUGCUGCUAUCGGUCCAACAACUGCUGAAGCCAUGGAAGCAGCAGGAAUCCCAGUAAGCUGUACUGCAGAGAGUCCAACUCCCCAAGACCUCGCUGCUGGGAUCCAAAAAGCGCUUCGCCUACAGAACUGCAUUUUAUCCAAGAACACAGCACAUAUUUCAGGCUGAGUAUGGUUCUCUAGAAGGUUUUUAAUUUUGCAGACUUCUUGUCCUGCAAGAAAGUAUUGUUUGGGAAUAUGCAACACUGUCCUUGUCAGCAGCUUGUGAGAGCAGCUUGCAUCUAAAUAUCUAAGAAAUCUAGAAUUUGUCCAGCAUGUUUUAAAGCCUCUGGCUAUUCCCCUUCAUCUUAUGUGCACAGUGUAAAUAUUUUAUGCAGGCAUUCCUGGAAAACUAGUUGCAAGAGGCUAAUCUGCAUCAGUGUGUUAUGUUGACAUUUCAGGUUCAGUGUGUUACCUCAGGUAUCUUCCCCUAGUACACAGGUUUUCAUUCCUGUGUAUAGUCAAUUUUACAUGCACAUCUUCUAUUUUUUCUGUAAAAGAAAAUCAUACUUACAAUGAAGUAUUUUUUUUUGUUUUAAAGCUUGCUUGUUUGUUUUGCUUUCAAAUAUUUAUAUUAAAGUGAACGUAGAUCCUCAAUGGAAUAGGACAAUUCCUGGAGUAAAGUUGCACUGUGUGGAGCUGAUAGCAGGUCAGUUAUUGACACUUAAUAUCCUUACAGUACAGGUCUUAAAAAUCAGGUUUUGAUUUCUGUUUCUGUAAAGAAGGAGGAUUUAUUAACAGAAAUAAACUGGCUUGUCGUUGUUAAUAA